AUGCAAAAAAUCAUUCACGACUUCUACUCUGAUCUCUUCGACAGUUAUGCCCAAUUGCCUCCUCACAAUGUGAGGGAAGACGGACAUGUUAUUCACGAGGUUCCACCCGAAGUACGACAUGCUAUCAUGUCGGUAAGGAAUCGUACAGCACCCGGUCCCGACAGCAUAAGAUCGGAACACCUGAAGAACCUUCCGCCAGUACUCAUCAGCACCCUGGCAAGGCUCUUUACGCGUUACCUGUCGGAAUGCAAAGUCCCUAAAUAG
This is a messenger RNA of Necator americanus (New World hookworm), 264 nucleotides long. RefSeq lists its product as uncharacterized. Lineage: Eukaryota; Metazoa; Nematoda; Chromadorea; Rhabditida; Ancylostomatidae. The transcript has a single exon. The record is from RefSeq and is a predicted model, not a curated record. The coding region runs from base 1 to 264 and encodes 87 amino acids.